Linum trigynum is the source of this 9581-nucleotide messenger RNA. NCBI's taxonomy places the organism in Eukaryota, Viridiplantae, Streptophyta, Magnoliopsida, Malpighiales, Linaceae. The record is from the annotation of a GenBank genome assembly.
AUGAUUUAGGUGUUGUUUCCUAAGGGUGUGUUUGGAUAGAAUGAUUUGUAUUUGGUAUUUGUGGUUUGGAUUUCUAAAUGUCAAAGCAUGUGUUUGGGUAUUAAUUACAUUUGGUAUUUGGAUUCAUAGGGUGAUUUCCAAAUACAUGUCUAGUGUAUUACUUGUUAACUUCAAAUACAUUUCAACAACUAGUGAUUUGAAAUACCGCCUAACAAAAGAUUUGUGCCAAAGGUAAUCUUGGCCGAAUCCUUUCCUCGGGUUGCCGCUACUGCCAUCUCUUCUACCUGCUGGGUCUCCGACAUUUGCCAGGUAAGUAUGAGUGUUGGUAGAUGGGAGAUCCCCCUUUCUAUAACUUUGAGAGGUGGUGCGGAAAUUCAGCGGUUAUCUCUUACUAAUUUUCUAAAUUCUUUACCCCCUGAUUUCAUCAAUUGUGGUCCAAGUCGAGUGGUUUGGGAUAUCUUGGAGAGCUCCUCCUUCUCUGUCAAUUCUCUUUACAGGUUUCUUGCAGAUGAACGAUUCCCAGGCGAUGAUAGCUUUCAUGUAAAGGCAAUUUGGAAUCACGAUAUCCCUACAAAGAUAUGCGGGUUUAUGUGGUUGCUUUAUCAUCAAAGUGUUAUGACCCACGAUUGCCUGCGAAGAAGAGGAUGGAAUUUGCCUAGUCGAUGCUGUCUUUGUGGCCAUGAAGAGGAGACCACUAUUCACUUAUUUUGCACAUGUCCUUUUGUCAUUGAAGUCUGGAGGUUAGCAGUUGCCCUGCUGCCCAUUCAGAGUUUGCUUCAUGACUGCAUCUCCGCGACCAUUCGUGGGUGGCCCUCCGCCACCGCAUCAUGCCCAACAUAAUGGUUCAAGAACAAAAUUAUGCAUUUGAUUUGUUGGUGUGUUUGGAAAGAAAGAAACGCUAGGAUUUUUCAGGACAAGUAUCAAUCAUACAUGAAUGUUUGUAUGAAGGCUUUUGGAGCAGUGGUUGAUUGGCUGCAGGCAAGAGGAAAGAUCACGAGAGAUCAAACAGAUGGUUGGAGCCUCUUUUUUUUCACUUAUAUUCGCAGGAGUUGAGCUUUUUCCUCUUCUUGCUACUGUACUCGAGAUGCUGGUCUUGCCACUUGCCUUUUGUGGCUUUCUUGUUGGUUUUUGCUCGUUUUUUUUCUUCUUUUUGCAAUUUUGUGAUGUUUUUUCUGUGUUUUCCGAGUGAUUAUGUCUUAUGAAUCACCUGAUUUGCUGUACUCUUCUUCUUUUUUCUUCUCUAUUAAUACUAUUUUCAUCAUUAUAAAAAAAGAUUGGACCUAUAUGUAAAAUAUUAAAAGUUUAGGUACUAUAGUGUGAGGCAAAACAUAUAAAGGUACCCAAAUAUAAUUUUAUCAUCACAAUUUAUGGACCUUUUUGUAACAUUUUAAAAGUCUAGGCAUUAAUUUCUAAGGAAAAAUAAAUUCGGGUAUCAAAUUGUAAUCUACUAAAAUUUAUAAUAACCGACCACAAUAGUGAAAAUUAAAAGAAAAGAUAAUGAAAUUUAAAAUACAAAGAAAUUACAAAUGAGUAUCUAAUGCAUUUCAAAUGCUAGUAUUUCAAAUGUAUGCAUUUUAAAAAUAACGUGUUUCAAAUACCUUACAUAGAAAUACAACUAUCCAAACGCUUCCUAAUAGGAUUUGGAUGUUGAAAUUGGUUCCCAAAUAUCAACCAUAUUGUUUUUGGACAAUAACAUUGUUUGUUAAGGUAUGCACAUCCAUGGGGCCCAAAAAUUUGGACAGAUUUUUUAGCUCAAAAGUCGAAACCCAUGGUACUCACGUAUUUGCAACUACCACAUUUCAUUCGAUAUUUUGUUAUGAAAGACAAUUUUUUGAGACCAAAUACCAAAUCAACUAAAUUCAUGAUAAAAAUCAAUUAAAUAUACAAUGUUAUAUUUCAAAUACAAAAUACAACAAAUCAAUCAUAAAUUCAAAAUUUUUCAAAAUUCAAAAUCUAUAUUUUCUAAUUCAACAAGCAAAAAACGAGCUCUUAAACAAGGGCAUUGCUAUUCGUCGCCCUAAUUUUUAUUGAAAUGACUCAAAUAUCCUUAGCUUAAUUAUUGUCUUUCAAACCCGCCGACCCCUUAUGGUGCCGUCUCCGGCGAGUUGGGACAGGUUGGAACCUCGUACCUCUUCAAACUACCAUCACCAGUGGGUCAUUCCGACAAUGAGCCUGUGGCGGGAUCGGAGAAAGGCGCUCCAUCUAUGCUCAAGAUGUUCGGAAGGAGCGCACCUAGCUGCGAACGACGACACUCUGUCUCUGUUCCCGAUGUCAUAUGCGAUUAAUUUAUAUUCUACCAGACCGGCGCAUCUCAGCUUGUCGGGAUUCCAAUUAGAAAGAGUUUCGAUAUGGGUUUUUAGGGUUUCAAUGUCUAUAAGGGUUUUAUUCGUGUUGUGGUUGUCGUUGUUAUUUUGAUUUCUGGGUUUCAGGAUUCAUCCCUUCCGUUCCCGAUUCAAUUUGUGCAGAGUGGCAAUUCAUCUUCUCGAAGUCAUCAUAUAUAGUGAGGUCAAGAUUUCUACGCUUCUUCUUCGUCUUCUUCCUCCGGCAAUAAAAGUAGAUCACCAGCGACGCUCAAGUUGAGGUGGGCAGAUGCCGGAUAAAAGAAUCCCACAGCGAUAGCACCGUCCGUGUUGAGGUCGGUGGCUGCUGGGCAGGGUACGUAAGGAAUUUUUUAUUCAGUGUUUUGGUUUGAAAUUGGAAUUAGAGGGUAAGAUUGUUAAUUUGGUGCAUUUCAGGACGAUAAAAUUUGAAUUUUAGGACAACGAAUAGCGAUUUCACUUAAAGUAACCUGCUCUACUGCCGAUUCCUCGUCUUGCUUAGCACGCUUUAGGAGCGCAUUUUAGUGAGACUCUCCCUCCCACUUUAAACAAACAUGAAAAAUCCAUUUUCGGUCUUUACCGCCCAUAAUUUCAGUUUGCCUCCAAAAUGCCUGUUUCCCGUGGCGCUAACGUCCACAUAACGAAGCCCAACGCUUAUCCUGCGCACCACAGGAGAUCCAUUCACCCAAAAUAGAAAAGCAAAGAACAGAGAAGAAAGACAGAAACGAGCUGAAGUACAAAGGUUUUCGGACGAGUCAGACUCAGUCCUCCCCAUUUCUACACUCAAGUCAGAAUCCUCUUCCAGAAACUCUCCCCCGGCCGGAGCGCAGCGCUGCACCUGAAGCAGAGACGAAACCGGUGAGCACUCAUCUCCGGCGAUUUCUUUUUUUUCUCCUCUUUCCGCCCGAAGUCGUCGCUUGAGCCCUCGUAUCAGUUCAAUUAUCUUGUAGAUUUCCUUUUCGUUUGCUGUUCUCGGUUCUGCUUGUGUUUUCCCGGUGGUCCAUUCGGUACGAGGAGUCUCCCCGGUAGAUAGGUUUCAUUUCCUCUUCUCCUGCACCAUAAGAAGAGCCGUUUUGUUUAUUAGGGUAACGAAUCCCUUGGGCUUGGUAGCUUGGCAUGAAUUCGUUAGCAGAGUUUGUUUUUUGUUGAUUUCGCUUUGAUGGAAGGUCUGCGUAGUGGAUAGAGGUAUUACAGCCCCGUUGGGAUGCCUGCUGCUCUUGCGAAUAAGCAUCGUAGAGUUCUUACGUGCGCAACAGGAAAUUCACGAAUCACCUUGAGAGCGUCGUUAGCUUCUGAGUUCUUGCUUAACUAUGAAGUUCUUCUGAUGUGUAAAUUGCAAGGAAUAGCAGGGUGUAGUUGCUAGGGUCUUAUUUGUUCUGGAUUCCAUGACAUGGAGAAUUCAAAUCUUAUCUGUUGGUCUUGUGAUACUGCUGAUGUUGCUCCUAAUACCUAACCCUUCUGUUUCUUUUACAGAGCUGGAUGAGAUUCUAGUCUCAACAUGUAUAUAAAACAGGUAUUUCAGGCUUGGUUUUCCUUUUUGUUUAUAUUUUGUGUUCAGCAGUUCUUAAAGUCAAAUCCAUUCAUGGGAAUCCAAAUGCAGGUUAUCAUUGAAGGGUUUAAGAGUUACCGGGAGCAAGUAGCCACCGAGACUUUCAGUCCAAAAGUCAACUGUGUUGGUAAAUUUGAUUUCCCUCAGAAUCUAUAUGACCAUCUCCAAUUUCUUUCCAGUUCUGGGUAUUCUGACUAGUAUAAGAUACUCCGUCAAAUGUUGGAUGAAACUGAAUAGGGUACAACUUUCUGUCUGUUGGAAUUUAUCUUCUCUGUACUUGAAAGAUUAUUAUAACUUCUUCAAGUUUAAGUUUGAAUGUUUAUUCAUUAAAAAAAGUUGGAAUGUUUGUUUAUUUGAUCUUCAAUUAGCAGUUGUGAUAUCUUCACUUUGAUAUAGAUUCUGCAGUCUGACUAUGUAGAUUCGCCAUGUGAAGUUCUGGAAAUGCUAUGCACUCAUAAAACCUUCCCCCAGUUCUCAUGCAAAAAAUGCCUUCCCCUACUUUUAAAAGUAGUUUAGGAUCACUUCUGAAGGAUAAGCUCAGAAACUUCGGCAUGUUUGUAUGCUCAACUAUUAAAUAUUUUAAUGAGAUUCUCUCCAUUCAUUAUCUGGGUUAUCUUGCGACUUACUCUUUACAUCUGCGGUUCAUGCACGAAUUGGAAUGUCAAGAUUUUAUAGUGAUUUCUAUUAACUGUUGCAACUUUCCCUGCAGUGGGCGCUAAUGGAUCUGGAAAAUCGAACUUUUUCCAUGGUUAGCUAAUACUUACAUUGAUAUAAUUGCUUGUUAAUUGUAUCAUUGGUUUGAAAUGUAUUUAUGCAUUAAUAUUAUUCGCUUAUCGGUUCCUCCCCUUUUAAUCUUAUUUUCCUUUUUGUAGCGAUUCGUUUUGUGCUAAGUGACCUCUUUCAAAACCUGCGAAGUGAAGAUAGGCACACUCUACUGCAUGUAUGUUUCUUAAUAUAUUGUUUGCAUUCCAAUCUCUUAACACAACUUCUUUCUAAAGCAACUUCGUUUAAGCUUAAUUUUCUUUUUAUAACAGGAAGGUGCUGGACACCAAGUGUUAUCUGCCUUUGUGGAGAUUGUUUUCGAUAAUUCAGAUAAUCGCAUCCCGGUAAUGCUUUUUAGUCUACAAGACUUGUUGCUUGGUUUUCAGUUUCUUAUUAGGUUGGUCGUUGGUGUGUUGUGGCGUGAUGAUCUCGGUGAUGUAAAUCUUAUCAAAUAAGCCCUUCUAUUUGUUUGUCUUGCCUUGGGAGUUUUUGUCAUUGCUUCUACUUUCUGCUCUAUGUUUAGAAAGCUGUUUCACCAUGAGGCAAGGUUUGUGUGGUGGAAGGUAGACUAUAACAUCUAUGAGGAAUGUGGGCUUUGUUUCUUUGGCUUGUGAGGAGUUGAAUAAAAAUCUUUACUGAAUUAGGGAUAAAUGAGGUUAGUUCUUUGAAAUAGUGGCUUUUGCAUACUGUCCGUGCUUAAAGGAGAUUAAGGAUAAGAAUCUCAAAUAAAUGUCCUUGUAUUUUCCAGCUGCAAAGAACUGUGUUAGUGGGCUGUUUACACUGUAUGCAUCCUAGUUGAAAUUAUAAACUCGUGCAAUCAUAUUGAAACCAUCUUAUUCAGUUUCAUUGAUCGUAACCUGGAGGUCAAAACAAGCAAGGUCUGAUUAUUAUCUUCUGGGUUUUGAGUGUUAGUCUUCACGGGAAAGUUGGUAAAUCAGUUUUCCCUGAAAGAAUAUGUCUUGAAAUAUGGUCUUAGAAUAUUUUCCUCCUCCAUGGUUUAGAGCCCCACAUAAGGGGAAGUCAGGAGCAUAAAUUUCUAGAGUUCCGGGCCAUGUUUUCAUCCCAUAUAUUCUAAGUGUUGGUUUGUAGGUAUAUACAUCUUCAAGCUGUAACAUGUAGUGUUGCCAAUAUUGCUACUUGAACAAUUUCCAGCUAUGUGCAUCCAUGGUGAUAUUAUCAUAAUUCAAUAUUUAUUCCCACCACCAUAACUGAAUCUGAUGUUACUUUCGACAAAAAAAAAAAAAAAAGAAUCUGAUGUUACUAUGUAGAAAGAUUUAAUUUUACUAUGUAGAAAGAUUUAAUUUUCAUAACUAUCAUGUGUUGUCAAGCAUCUUGAUGAAUAAGAAUUGGCUGUUUCCGCUGAAGGGCACUGUUCGAUAGCUAUGAUCCUUAUACUUUUUCACUUUUGUAAUGAUAAGUAUGUUUAUCCUUAAACAGGUGGAUAAGGAGGAAGUGCGUCUGCGUAGAACAAUUAGUUCAAAAAAAGAUGAGUAUUUCCUGGAUGGAAAACAUAUUACGAAAACUGAAGUUAUGAAUUUGUUGGAAAGUGCUGGUUUCUCUCGCUCAAACCCGUAUUAUGUAGUGCAGCAAGGAAAGAUUGCAUCGUUAACAUUAAUGAAAGAUUCCGAGCGUCUGGAUUUAUUGAAAGAAAUCGGUGGAACACGAGUAUAUGAAGAGAGACGUCGUGAAAGUUUGAAAUUAAUGCAAGAAACAGGAAAUAAAAGGAAGCAGAUAGUGCAAGUUGUUCAAUACUUGGACGAGAGACUGAAGGAACUGGAUGCAGAGAAAGAUGAGCUGAGGAAGUAUCAACAGCUUGAUAAGCAGCGUAAAUCUCUUGAGUACACAAUUUAUGAUAAAGAACUCCAGGAUGCUCGGCAGAAAUUGAAAGAGGUUGAGGACGCUCGAAACAGGGUAUCAGAAACUUCUGCCAAGAUGCAUUACAAUGUGUUGGAUGCCCAUGAAAAGUCUAAGGACUUGGACGCACAAAUGAAGGAUCUUGGGAAAGAACUUCAAGGAUUGAAUAAAGAGAGAGAGGCCGUGGAGAAGCAACACAGUCAAGCAAUAAAGAAACUGACAGAGCUUCAGCUUGAUGUGAAAGAUAUGCAAGAGAGGAUGUCAGGAGCUAACCAAGCCAAAGAAGAAGCGGGACGCCAGCUGAAAAGUGUUGAAAAAGAAAUUCAAGAUUCGAUGGAGGAGCUUGAAAAAAUUAGCCCAUCAUACGAGGAACAAGUUGAAAAAGAAAAGGAGAUUACAAAAGGAAUAAUGGAUCGUGAGAAGCAGCUUAGCAUACUUUAUCAAAAGCAAGGUCGAGCUACACAAUUUGCCUCCAAAGCUGAUCGUGACAAAUGGCUUCAGAAGGAAAUUGAGGACCUGCAGCGGGUCCUUUCUUCAAAUUUGGCUCAGGCAUGUUAUUUUUUUCUUAUGCACUUGUCUUGUGGUGUUCUACUGGGUGUGCCCAUUGCUCUUGGUUCCAUUUGCGACCUCACUGUAAAGUUCGAUGAACUGAAACUUAGUUUGUUUUUGGGUCUUUUGUGAGUCGUAUGUGCCAGUGCUGCUUUAGGAAAGACUUCCAGUUGGAUGUUAAGGCUUCAGAUGCUAGAUUUGGUUAGUAUGUUCUGGUUGUAUUUGAGAAAGAACUCCAAAUUAGUUUGUGAUUCAAUUUUUCUUUCUGAAGAGAUCUGUUCGUAAUAACGAUACAAAUAGUAAGACCUGCAAGAGCCAUAUGCUUGUGUACUUUGGUUUUGUGCAACUGCCAGUGGAACUGAUGUUCACUUUUAUUGGUUGGGGAUCAUCUUAAACGAUUACAUCUUAUGCUGCCAUCAUCUUAAUCCCUCCGCAUGGAAAAUCUCAUCCAUCUUUUCUAUGCUUGUGUCAUUUACACUUGCAGGAGAAAAAGCUUCAGCAGGAAAUUAAUAAACUCAAUGUGGACUUAGCAACUCAAGAUGCAUACAUUACGGAUCGCAAGGCUGACAUUGAAAAAAUUCAGUCUCAUAUUUCUCAGUCACGAAAAGGAUUCAGUAACCAUAAAGAUCAGAGAGAUAAGCUGCAUGAUGAGCGAAAGUAUGCUUUUUCUUCCAUUUUUUGCUGUUCUUGUCAGGCUUCUUGAAAUUGUUUGAAGGCUUGUGACAUGUUUGAACUUUCCAGGGCAUUGUGGGGAAAGGAAAGUGCCCUUGAUGCUGAAAUUGAUAAGCUGAAGACAGAACUUGAGAAAGCAAAGAAGAGUCUUGAUCAUGCGACUCCUGGUGUGAGUAUUCAUUUUGAGGUUUUCAGAAUAUCUCAGUCCUUUUACUGUGAACAAACGGAGAUCCUAGUCCUGUGUGUACCAGUUUAAAGGUCUUCUCCUGAAAACGAACUCAGUUACUGUUAAUAAUUUCAGUUUUCUGUUGAAGAAGGAUCUGAAGUCCGUUCUGUACUAUUUGAUCAGGGCUUCAAAUUGUCAUGACAGUUUCUAUUAAGUUAGAGAACUGUUUCUCGUCUAAUACUGGAACCUAUUUCUCCUGUCCUCGAUGUUGUGUGAGAGCCUUUCUCUGGUUUAUGUUAGACAGUUUACGAACCAUGGCCGCUUUCUCUUUGCAGGCCAAUAGUUGAUCACACUUUGAUUUGAAAUCCAUUCUGUCUGAGUUAAUUAUACACUCUGUGGCUUGUGCACUCUUGAAACAGCUUUGCUGCAACUAAAAAAGACUUAUUUUUCUUUCUGAAGCCCGACAAAGAAUUUUCAGACGUUUGAGUGAGACCUAAACCUUCAUUUUGCUAGAUAAAAAUGCCUGUCCUACUGCUAGGUUUUGCAUCUGCCAGUGAUAUCUGUCGCAGUAGUUUUUCUUUCUUGUAUGUAAUUGAUACAAAAUCUGUUGAAUAAUUUAUUGGAAAAGACAAUUUUUUUUCUUUUUCAUUGAAUUCAAAAGACAAUUUAGUUGGUAUCUGACAUGUCAUUUUUUGUGAUGCCUCUUUUCUGCUGUGAUGUCAGGAUGUUAGGCGAGGACUUAAUUCUAUGCGGCGUAUCUGUAGAGAACAUAAUAUCACAGGAGUUUUUGGGCCAAUUAUCGAGUUGCUUGAUUGUGAUGAAAAGUUCUUUACAGCUGUGGAAGUUACUGCUGGAAAUAGGUAUAGCAAGUCUGCACUUUCAAUUAUCUCUCCACCUCCACCCCACGGUCCUCUUCAUUUUUUUCCCUCUUCCCAGCUUCGAGUUAUAGUGCGCUUUGGUCUGUGGUUUACUUAAAAGAUACUUGUUGGUCUUCUGAUCUAUGUAGUUCUAUAGUUCUAUCAAUGAUGCUCUUGAAUUUGUGUUGUUUAUUGAGCAGCCUUUUUCAUGUGGUCGUUAAGGAUGAUGGAGUGUCAACCCAAAUAAUCAGACAGCUUAAUGCUCAGAAGGGUGGACGAGUUACGUUUAUACCUCUGAAUAGGAUUAAGGCUCCAAGGGUGAACUACCCAACAAAUUCUGAUGAUGUGGUAGCCCUAAAAAAGAAGUUGAAGUUCAAGGAAAGUUUCGACCCUGCAUUUCAACAGGUUAGCGACAACUGCACCUUAUUGAUCAAGGAGUAAUAUUGUCACUUCAGUAUUCAAAAUAAGAGAAGUGUCACCUGAUGUUUUUUGUGGCCGAAGUGCCAUGCGAUAUUUUUUCCUGAGAGUUCUCUUUGCUUUUUUAUGCACUUCUAUAUUGCUGCAUGGAAUGCCUGUAGCAAAAGGACAUGUAUGAUGAGGAAAACACUUUUUCACAACGUACCUAUGGGUCAUUUGGAUUGGGCAACGUGCAAAUGUAGACAUUUGGUUAAGUGUCUCAUUUGCAAAAAAGAGACAUUUCAAAAUGUCUGCACCUCCCUUGGACAUUACGAAAUGACUCGAAUGAAUUAAAUGCUUGUACCUCCCAUAGACAUUUGGAAAUGACUCUAAUGGCCAUCCAAACGACCCACUAUUGAUCACUUCUGUAUCCGGCUUAAUAUACUGUAAGAUUUCAU